This is a messenger RNA of Megalobrama amblycephala (Wuchang bream), 2477 nucleotides long. RefSeq lists its product as uncharacterized. NCBI's taxonomy places the organism in Eukaryota, Metazoa, Chordata, Actinopteri, Cypriniformes, Xenocyprididae. Gene Ontology annotation, cellular component: nucleus. Bases 603 to 2093 code for a protein of 496 amino acids. The transcript has 2 exons. The record is from RefSeq and is a predicted model, not a curated record.
UGUAUCUUCCUUCAGAUGAUGCAUGAUGUUGAUAGCAUUAAACGAGCCAGACAAUGAAAAACACAUCUGGUUGCACAAAACACUAUUUGCUUAGUACGUACAGAUGUUUAUUUCAUUUCCCUCGGCCGUGCGUCCUUUUAUAAUACACCCGAAAACGAGCAUUUGUCGGAAGUAAACAAAUUAGCUGCUCAGUAAACGGUACUGCUGCGCGCGCAUUUACAUUUUUACGACGGAAGUACAACGGCUGAAACCCGGAGGAAAGCGACAACGGGAGUGAAAACGAAGCGGAAUUAGUCAAUGAGAGGGAGGAGAGAGAGGGAAAGAAGGAGUGUGUGCGACAGGGAGGCUGCUGGACGCUGGGGCCGAGGUGGACGUGGCGGGUCCGGCAGGGGUUUGAUGUGGGUUCCGCUUCGGCGCGUUGACGGCCGAAAAAAAGCAUGAACAGGAGCCAGGGGAAUCACGGUUGUUCCUAACCCCGGUCAGAGGUUGCCGCGGCAGCAGUGACAAUCCCCGCUCAGGAAUCCCACUUUUAUCUCUUUGAAAGUAAGGUAUAUUACUCAUAACGGAAGCUUCGGUCAGGCGGUGGACUAGCUUCCACCAGGAUGGCAGAGUUGGAGACAGAAUGCAUCACUUUAGGACUAAAUAAUUUGGUGUCGGAAUGCGACACUCCGCCACUUGACUCUUUGCGAGCGGAGUGCACCACUCCGACCCUGACCAUGCUCUCGUCGGAAUGUAGCACGCCCACGCUCAGCUCGCUGGCGUCCGAGAUCGUGGAGCCCAUGGCCAUGCUGCCCUGCAUCAAAAGCGAGCCCGACCUCGACCCCAUCCGCACGGUGGACCUCUCCGUGAUUCAGCCCCUGAGCACGGCAGAGCUGGGCUCCGAGCAGAUCAAGAUGGAGAUCAGCGGCCUGGACUACAUCAAAUCGGAGCACCACAGCGACCUCCAUUCCUUCCACAGCACGGAGCUGGACUCCUACAAGUCACACUAUGAACCCAGCCUGGUGUUCGACUACAUCACCCACGUCUCGGACAGCCUGGAGUACAUCAAGUCGGAGCAGCAUUCUGACCUGCACAGCUACUACGCCAGCGAGCUUGGCGCCAUCAAGACCGAGUACGAACCCAUCCUCAUGUCCAGCCACAUCAAGACCGAGAUGAACGGUCUGGAGUCCAUUCACAUGGCGGAGCUGCGCACCGAGCUCAACAAGCUCCGGCCCGAUACCGUCAUCGACGGCAUGGGGAAAAUAGACUCGGAUUUCCCCUCUGGAAACCUUUACGAACUGACGUCCGUCCAGGCCAGCAAAGCGCCUGCCGCGCACAAUCAAACCAGCACAAAAGGCCACGGGCCACGCAAACCUCGCAACCUCACAGGUGAGAAGCCGUUCUCUUGCACUCAGUGCGGGAAGAACUUCAGCACCCUGGGUAACCUGAAGACUCACCAACGCAUCCACACCGGCGAGAGGCCUUACACUUGCUCCCAGUGCGGGAAGAGCUUCGGGCAGGCCGGUAACUUGAAAAGGCACCAGCUCAUCCACACGGGGCAAAAACCUUACACCUGCGCUCACUGCCCGAAGGGUUUCACCAAAGCGGACGACCUCCGCUCGCACCAGCGGCUGCACACGGGCGAGAAGCCGUUCAGUUGCGCGGAGUGCGGGAAGUGCUUCAGUCAAACGAAGGAACUCAAAGCCCACCAGUUGAGCCACACGGGAGAGCGGCCCUUCUGCUGUUCGCUGUGCGGCAAGAGCUUCACUAAAGAGACGAGCUACCGCAAUCACCAGCAAAUCCACACGGGCGAGAAGCCGUACAGCUGCUCCCAGUGUGGCAAAUCUUUCAGCAAUUCAGGGGUCCUCAGAACGCACGAGAAGAUUCACUCCGGGGAAAGACCGUUCGGCUGCACCCAGUGCGGCAAAAGUUUCGGUCGCUUGGGACAUCUUAAAGCACACCAGCAAAUUCACACGGGCGAACGGCCGUACACCUGCCAGCAGUGCGGGAAGAAUUUCAGCCAAUCAGGUCAUCUCAAAGCACACGAGCAGAUUCACAAAAGAGAACGGCCCGAUCUUAGCAGUGGCAGCAGUCUCAGUAACGAUAGUAGCUGAAAUAAAACCUCAUUACAUCUCAAAAAGUAUUACUCUUGCUUUUCGUUUUUUUUUUUUUUCUUUCAUUUUUAAAAAAAAGCUACAAUAUAUAUAAAUAUAUUAUAAAAUAUAUAUGUUUCAUUAUGUUUUCAUACCUUACGUCUCUUCUUUUCUUAUUAUCUUCAUUUGGUUACAGACGUGACUGAUUUUCUCUUAUGAAACUGUCUAUGUUUGGGAUCGGUGAGCUUACAGAGAGUCUUUGUAUCUUGUCUGAUCUGUGUCGUAGUGAGUGCCAUUCUAGUUUCUUUCCUCCAGUAAAAUACUCAGUGUACACGUUUAUUGAUAAUAUGUAAUUCUUAAACCAUGUACUGGAAUGAAUUAUUAAAGAAACUAAUGUUAAAACAA